CUGUUAAUAAAUUGAACUCACAAGGUCGUGUUGAACAAAGAAUGCUUGGGAAGUACCAUGUUAUAAUUCAUAGAUUAAAAAAAAAAAAAGAAAAAAAAAAGCCCACACGCCAUGGAAGAUGCUCUGUUCUACACAUUUCUUUCCCUUAUCAUCUUUCUCAUUGCUUUCUUCAUCCUCCAAUAUAGGUCACUUUACAAAAACCUCCCACCUGGACCAAUUUCUCUUCCAAUUAUAGGUCAUCUCCAUCUCUUAAAACCCCCAGUCCACCGAACUUUCCACCGUCUCUCCCAAAACUACGGCCCAAUUUUCACUCUCUGGUUCGGAUCUCGCCGCGUCGUUGUGGUAUCGUCUCCUUCGGCCGUCGAAGAAUGCUUCACCAAAAACGACAUCGUUCUCGCCAACCGACCUCGGUUGCUCAUGGGAAAGCACGUGAGCUACAACUACACAACUGUUGUAGUGUCUCCGUACGGUGAUCACUGGCGCAACCUCCGCCGUAUUGGUUCUUUGGAGAUCUUCUCGUCGACCCGGCUCAACAUGUUCUUGGGCAUCCGAAAGGACGAGAUCAUGAGCUUGUUGUGCAAGCUUUCGCGAAAUUCACUCCGAGAUUUCGCCAAGGUGGAAAUGAAAUCUUUGCUAACGGACCUGACCUUCAACAUCAUAAUGAGAAUGGUAGCGGGGAAGCGGUACUAUGGGGACGAUGUCACUGAUAAGGAAGAAGCACAGAAUUUCAGGGAGGUAAUAGAGGAGGUAUUUGCGAGUGGUGGGGCGACAAAUCCAGGAGAUUUCUUACCUAUUUUCAAAUGGAUCGGAAUUAAUGGUUAUGAAAGGAAGAUUGAAAAGCUUGCUAAAAGGACAGAUCGUUUACUACAAGGUCUAAUUGAGGAGCAUCGGAGAAACGAAGGAAGUAGAAACACCAUCAUUGAUCAUCUGCUCUCUUUGCAACAAUCACAACCUGAAUACUACACCGACCAAAUUAUCAAAGGAUUUGUACUGAUAAUGCUACUGGCUGGUACGGACACAUCGGCAGUGACAUUAGAAUGGGCAAUGUCCAAUCUGCUUAACCAUCCCCAUAUCUUAGAAAAGGCUAGAGCCGAAUUGGAUGCUCAAAUUGGGCAACAGAAAUUGGUGGACGAAUCAGAUCUUUCAAAACUACCUUAUCUCCAAAACAUUAUCUCCGAGACUCUUCGAUUGUAUCCAGCAGCUCCAUUGCUGGUGCCUCAUUGCUCAUCCCAACACUGUACAAUUGGGGGAUACGACAUCCCGCGUGACACUAUCUUACUAGUCAAUGCAUGGGCCAUACAUAGAGACCCUGAGCUCUGGGAUAAUCCAGAAAGUUUCAAGCCCGAAAGGUUCGAGAAGGGUGAUGUUGAGGUCUACAAGCUCAUGCCAUUUGGAAUUGGAAGGAGGGCAUGCCCUGGAAUGGGCCUAGCCCAACGUGUAGUGGGCUUGACUUUGGCGUCGUUGAUUCAGUGCUUUGAAUGGGAAAGGGUCAGCGAAAAACAAGUUGACAUGACUGAAAGUAAGGGGCUCACCAUGCCGAAAGCUCUGCCAUUGGAGGCCAUGUGUAAAGCACGUGAGAUCAUGGACAAUAUUUUCUCACAUUCAUCUAUCAAAUUUUAGAUACACGUUAAAGGAUUUGAUUAGCUUGGUUAGAGGAUAUAUAAGAUAGUUUAGUAUUGAUCAAUUAAUAAUUUUAUAUUAAUAUUCUCUUUUUUUAUCUAAAAAUUUGUAAUGUAUUUGAGCAACUUGUUUGGGUCAA
Messenger RNA from Ziziphus jujuba (common jujube), 1759 nucleotides. RefSeq names its product cytochrome P450 81Q32-like. The transcript is spliced from 2 exons. The coding region runs from base 112 to 1620 and encodes 502 amino acids. Gene Ontology annotation, molecular function: heme binding; oxidoreductase activity, acting on paired donors, with incorporation or reduction of molecular oxygen; iron ion binding. The record is from RefSeq and is a predicted model, not a curated record. NCBI's taxonomy places the organism in Eukaryota, Viridiplantae, Streptophyta, Magnoliopsida, Rosales, Rhamnaceae.